Messenger RNA from Musa acuminata AAA Group (dessert banana), 1679 nucleotides. Its product is annotated as vignain-like. The coding region runs from base 502 to 1563 and encodes 353 amino acids. The transcript is spliced from 4 exons. The record is from RefSeq and is a predicted model, not a curated record. Gene Ontology annotation, cellular component: lysosome. Gene Ontology annotation, molecular function: cysteine-type endopeptidase activity. Lineage: Eukaryota; Viridiplantae; Streptophyta; Magnoliopsida; Zingiberales; Musaceae.
CUCAGAAGUUAAAAAUAAGUUAUCAUAGUUUUCCUCCUUCUCGACCAUGAAUGCCGUGAUAUGUCGACCAAAACUUGAUAUGAAUCAAAUUCAUAUCACUUCAGUGAAGACGAGCAAUUGGUACACCGAGGAGCAUAAUAUUCUUCCCUUCAUAAUAUCCAUCUCUUUCCCUAAUCAAACGCUAAUUGCGAUUUGGAUAUGCAACCUCACAGUUCCCAUUUCUAUAGGACGACACACUGUUCUCCCAUAUUGGCUUGGAAGCUUCUGCCCGAACCCAUGCACAUCAAGCUACCCGAAGAGGAUACCUUUUCGACGUAUGCAUGCAUGCAUGGGAUAAGAAGAUGACAAUAACAGUUACGUAAAAGUGAACCUCUCCCAUGCCUAUGCCCUAUUCUCCUAACAGCCCAGUCGUCAUGCUUCACUCCCAACAUCUCUAUAGAUACCUCCUCCGAUCCCUAACCCUACCUCCAUCCUGUGUUUGGUUUCUCCUCGUUCACCACCAUGGGGAGAGCAUUCUUGUUCGCUGCCUUUCUCGUUGCGGUAGCAUUCUCCAGCUUGCCAUUGGUUGGGGAUGACAUCGCGUCGGAGGAGAAGCUCUUGGACUUGUACGAGAGGUGGCAGAGCCACCAUGGCGUGUCACGCAGCGUCGACGAGAAGCGCAUCCGCUUUGAUGUUUUUAAAGAGAACGCUAACUUCGUGUUCGCGUCCAACAAGAAAGGCAAGCCUUACAAGCUUAGCCUCAACAAGUUCGGCGACAUGGCGAGGGAGGAGUUCAAGAGGACGUACGCAGGGACGAGGAUUCGUCGCCGCAGCACUCUGAGAGGAAGCGCGAGCCUCAAAGGGUACUUCUUAUACAAGAACGUCACCGAUGUAACUCCUACCGUCGACUGGAGGCAGAAGGGUGCCGUCACUGCUAUCAAAGACCAAGGCAAAUGCGGAAGUUGCUGGGCCUUCUCGACAGUAGUUUCGGUGGAGGGAAUAAACCAGAUCAGAACCAACGAGCUUAUCUCCUUGUCAGAGCAACAACUGGUGGAUUGCGACACCAACACCAACAAAGGGUGCGAUGGAGGUAUGAUGGAUGAUGCAUUCGACUUCAUCGAAAGAAAUGGAGGAAUCACAACAGAGGAAAACUAUCCUUAUGUAGCUCGACAAGAACAAUGCAAAGUAAAAAGAGAGAGAUCUCCUGCGGUUGUGAUCGAUGGAUAUGAGGACGUUCCCGUCAACGACGAGGAUGCGUUGCUGAGAGCAGUGGCGAACCAACCUGUAUCAGUAGCAAUCGAAGCAAUCGGUCAGGACUUCCAGUUCUACUCCGAGGGUGUCUUCACAGGGAGCUGUGGAACAGAGUUGGAUCAUGGAGUGGCCAUCGUAGGCUAUGGGACAUCUAAGGAUGGGAUGAAGUACUGGAUAGUGAAGAACUCAUGGGGACCAGAGUGGGGCGAAGAGGGCUACGUGAGGAUGCAGCGUGGGAUCUCGGCCAGCGAGGGGCUGUGUGGUAUCGCCAUGGAAGCUUCUUAUCCUCUUAAGACAUCUCCAAAUCCAGUGCAGAAGAAGCUGCAUCUUUGAUGAGGGCUGAAAGCUAUUUGUUGCUGCCAAAAGAAGAUUAAGUAGCUGCUUUGAUCAUUCACCUUUAUCAAGAACUUUCGAAGGCUUUACACUGUAUUCUUUAAUGCUACAACCAC